This is a messenger RNA of Helobdella robusta, 2817 nucleotides long. RefSeq lists its product as hypothetical. The transcript has 15 exons. Gene Ontology annotation, molecular function: L-glutamate gamma-semialdehyde dehydrogenase (NAD+) activity. Bases 61 to 1752 code for a protein of 563 amino acids. Gene Ontology annotation, cellular component: mitochondrial matrix. Lineage: Eukaryota; Metazoa; Annelida; Clitellata; Rhynchobdellida; Glossiphoniidae. The record is from RefSeq and is a predicted model, not a curated record.
UUUUUUUUUAGCCUUAAAAUUUUGGGAGGGCGGUUAGAAAAUUGUCAAAUUCGCCAAAAAAUGCAAUCGAUGAAGAAGUUUCUUCUUGCAAAACCACUGAGGUUUUAUAGUUCUUACACUUAUCAAGCAACAAAUGAACCGAUUCUCUCAUACGAAAAAGGUACCAAAGAAAGGGAUUCCCUGAUUGAAAAGCUGAAAAAUUAUAACUCAGGAAUUCAUGAAGUUCCAAUUGUUGUUGGGGACAAAGAAUACACUACCGACAUUGUUAAAUAUCAAGUUAAACCUCAUGAUCACAAAAGUAGGCUGGCCAAAUUCUACUAUGCUGAUAAGGCACUGUUAAACAAAGCAAUAGAUGUGAGUCAGUGUGCAUUGCGGGGAUGGGACUUGACACCAUUUGAAGAGAAAGCCAAUAUUUUUGCCAAAGCUGUUGACCUAAUUCGAGGAAAAUAUAGGUUUGACCUCGUGGCGAGUACAAUGUUGGGUCAGGGUAAGACCAUUGUGCAAGCUGAGAUCGAUGCAGCAUGCGAAUUGGCCGAUUUUUUUUCGUUCAAUGUUAAGUGGGCUAAUGAGGCCAGACAGUGGCAGCCAAUCAGCGCCGGAAAAGCCGUCAACAGAUUAGAAUGGAGAGCCAUGGAGGGUUUCUGGGCUUCCAUAUCUCCUUUCAACUUUACUGCCAUUGGUGGUCAUUUAGCUGGAGCGCCAGCUUUUAUGGGCAACGUGGUGCUAUGGAAGCCAUCAGACACAGCCAUCCUGUCGAAUUACAUCGUCUUCAAAUUGUUGAGGGAGGCGGGCCUGCCACCUGGCGUCAUCAAUUUCGUCCCCUCCGAUGGCCCAGUUUUCGGUGACGUCAUAACUCGAUCACCCUUUUUGGCCGGCGUCAAUUUUACCGGAAGUUCAAGAACCUUCGAAGCGAUAUGGAGAAACGUGGGUGACAACAUAUCCACCUACAAAUCAUUCCCCAGACUCAUUGGAGAAUGUGGUGGCAAAAACUACCAUCUGAUCCACCGUUCGGCCGUGCAGAGCCAGGAAUGCCUGGAGCACAUAGUGAACAGCACCAUCAGAUCCGCAUUUGAAUACUCCGGCCAGAAAUGUUCAGCCUGUUCUCGUUGCUACGUCCCGAAAUCUCUGUGGCCGAGGUUCAGAGAUGGAUUGGUGGAUGUCGUGAGUGGGCUGAGGUUGGGCUCGCCCCUGGAUGUUGGCAACUUUCUGUCCGCUGUCAUUGAUGGGAAUUCUUACAAGAAGAUUAGGAACUACAUUGAUCAGGCUAAGAAAGAUGGCAAUCUGAAGAUCGUCUGCGGCGGAGGCUACGAUGAAAGCAUUGGAUAUUACAUACAGCCAACCAUAAUCGAGACGACUGACCCGAAAAAUUUACUGAUGUAUGAGGAGAUAUUCGGUCCAGUCCUGACUGUGUACGCCUACGAGGACGACGAGUACGAUGACAUCCUGAAACUCAUCGAUUCAACGUCACAGUACGCUCUGACUGGAGCUGUCUUCAUUGCUGAUCAAGAAAUUCUUUUGAAAAGCCAGCGAGCCCUGAGGUAUAGCGCUGGAAACUUCUACAUCAACGACAAAUCAACAGGUUCAAUCGUAGCUCAGCAGCCCUUUGGUGGGUCCCGUAAAUCAGGAACCAAUGACAAAGCAGGUAGCCCUCAAUACAUCAUGAGAUUCGUCAAUCCACAAUCCAUCAAGAGCCAAUCAGAGUUGAGCACGCGUGUUGAUUAUGAUUACAUGAAGGAUCCUUUGGAGUUCUGAAAAAAUAAAAAUUAGAUGAAUGAGUGAAUAAAUGAAUGAUGAUCGAUUGUUUCAUUUAUUCGUUUGUUCAUUCAUUCAUUCACUUUUCAAAUAAUAAUAUUUUUUAUAAUUAUUGCCUUUAUUAUUUUAGUAACUUUUUCAUGAUUCGAACAUCAUGUGACACUUGAAUACUAUCAUUCUUACAUUCAUUCCUAAUUAUAAUUGAGUUUGUUUUGUGAAUAUUGUUUAAGAUGAAAGAAAGAGUGAAUGAAUGAGUGAGUGAAUGAAUGGAUGAACAAAUGAAUGAAUGACAACACUGUUGAUCUGUUAAUGUUUGAAUUAACUUACGAACUAAUUAGCCAAAUAGUAUUCACUUGAAUUUUACAUUUGUAUAAUAUUAGAUUGAGAUUGCAUUUGUAUAGCGCAUAAUUUCAUAGUUUUAUCGAUACACACACACACACACACACACACAAACACUUGCAUGCACACAUACAUAAACAUAUUUAUGCAUACGUUUCCACAUCAAAAUAUUUUUAUACUUAUAUACACACCAUCGAUAUUAUUUUAACUACUUUCAUAUGUUAUUUGUUUAAAAAUUCUAUAUAUUCAACAUAUUUAAUCAUUUGAGAUUCACGUUGACUUAUUUUUUAUAUUCAUUUUAAAAAGCAUAUUUCAUUUUAUUCUGUGAUUUAUUCGUUAUUUACUCAGAGAGAGAGAGAGAGAGAGAGAGAGAGAGAGAGAGAGAGAGAGAGAAACUCAGAAAUGAAAUAUAGACAUCAUACAUUCAAUCUUUGUAAUCUUAUUUGGAUCUUGUGCCCUCAUAGAUGCAGACAUUUUGAAAUAAUACAGAACUGACAUGCCAUAUCAUAUAUUUAUAUGUGUGAAUGUAUGUAUGCAUGCAUGCAUGUAUUUGUGAAUGCAUAUUUGCAUGUAUGUGUGGCUAUGUAUGUUGUAUGUGGCUAAGUAUUUGUGGCUAAGUAUUGGAGGCGUGUAUGAAUUUUAUCUAACUCCUCAUAAACCAGCAAAAAUGUUAAGUGUUAGAGAUUGAAUGGAUGACACUUAGAAGGAAAUGAAAUUAGGUUAUCA